This is a messenger RNA of Oldenlandia corymbosa var. corymbosa, 861 nucleotides long. NCBI's taxonomy places the organism in Eukaryota, Viridiplantae, Streptophyta, Magnoliopsida, Gentianales, Rubiaceae. The record is from the annotation of a GenBank genome assembly.
AUGGAUCUUGAAAGGGAUUACUUCCUCGUGAAAUUUCGAAAUGCAGGGGAUUUUCAAAGAAUUCUCAACUCGGGUCCUCUCUAUUUCUACGGGACUUAUUUUCAUGUCCGGAAAUGGGACAGUUUCUUCGACCCGGUAACUGACCACGUCAAAAGCUUGACUGUGUGGGCAAGGAUGCCAGGAUUUCCGGUUCAUUACUACAACAAAAACUUUCUCCGGUACAUUGGUACCCUAUUGGGAAGGGUAGUGCAAAUUUACCACCAAACUGCAGCAGAAUCAAGGGGAAACUUCACUCGAAGGGCGAUGGAGAGCAGGGCAUCUGAUAGCAAGUUGCCCUUUCAAUCCGUAAAAAUUGCCGGAACCGGCACCUCUGCUUAUGACAGGAUCGAGGGAAGGCAGGGAUCGGAGAAGACAGAAAGUCCAGCGGACAAAGGAUCGACCUCUACACAAGCACGUGGCACUAGAUUUGACUUAUUGAUUAGCCUUGGUGACGAUGGUGGAGAAGACCAGCUGGGGGCAGCAGUACCUGAAAAGAUGGAUGAUGAAAGCGACAAAAUGUCGACGCCUCCUACUCAAUCACUGUCAUUCCUAGGCGCUCGGAAAGCAUCAACACGUGAACAAAUCUCCUCUGCCAAGGGUGGAGCCUGCCCGCUACCAAAAACCCAGAAAAAACCAAACAUGAGCCAUAACCCUACAGAAAUGGCCCAGAACUCUGCCACUCUCACCCAACAACCAGCCCAACAAGUUGCCUCUAACCCAAUUUCGUUCCUAACAGCUGAAACCCAGAAAGCCCCACAAGCACAAAAAGAAUUCACAGCCCAUUUAGCACCUACCACCCUGGACCUGCCAAGCACCAAGUGA